Suricata suricatta (meerkat) is the source of this 3424-nucleotide messenger RNA. It is a transcript of the gene PIP5K1A, whose product is annotated as phosphatidylinositol-4-phosphate 5-kinase type 1 alpha. The record is from RefSeq and is a predicted model, not a curated record. Lineage: Eukaryota; Metazoa; Chordata; Mammalia; Carnivora; Herpestidae. Gene Ontology annotation, molecular function: phosphatidylinositol kinase activity. The transcript has 14 exons. Gene Ontology annotation, biological process: phosphatidylinositol metabolic process. The coding region runs from base 309 to 1892 and encodes 527 amino acids.
AAACAGGCUGUGGCUGGGGAGGAGGGGCGGGGGUAUUUGUUCCGCCGGGACUUUUCACGCCCCUUUAUUUCUUUAGGUGUGGUUAGGUCCGGACGCGGGGUCGUGGCAGCUGACUGGAGCCCACUCAAGAGUGAGAGGGCAAAGGAGCUCCCACGGCGAACUGUUGAAGUUGCGGAGAGGGUGCGAGACGGCAGUUUUCCCCUAUGCCGGCCAAAUGGUGCGGCCCUGAGCUGUUUCAGGACCCAGCCCGACGUGUCUGAGAGAGGCCCCGGCGCGGGCAGGGAGGCGGCCCGCAGAACGCGGGUUCUAUGAAGAGACGUGGAGAAAAUUCGACUCAGAGAAGAGGAAGCGCCCGAUUGAAAGGGAGUGAGGCCGCUGAGGGGGAGGGGGCUGCCAAGAUGGCGUCGGCCUCCUCGGGGCCGUCGACGGUCGGCUUUUCAUCCGUGGAUCCCAGCGCCCCUUCUGGCGCCUCUUCCUCAGGUUUCAACUUUCUGUGCUGUGGGGUCAACCGUAAGAGAGCAUCUGGAGUCAAGAGAUCCAUGGCAUCUGAGGUGGCUUCUUCCUCUGGCAUGCCCAUGAAGAAAAUAGGCCACCGAGGUGUUGAUUCCUCAGGAGAGACAACAUAUAAGAAGACAACCUCAUCUGCCUUGAAAGGUGCCAUCCAGUUAGGCAUUACUCACACUGUUGGAAGCCUGAGUACCAAACCAGAGCGUGAUGUCCUCAUGCAAGACUUCUAUGUGGUAGAGAGUAUCUUCUUUCCCAGUGAAGGGAGCAACUUGACCCCUGCUCAUCACUACAAUGACUUUCGCUUCAAAACCUAUGCACCUGUUGCCUUCCGUUAUUUUCGGGAGUUAUUUGGUAUCCGGCCUGAUGAUUACUUGUACUCCCUCUGCAGUGAGCCGCUGAUUGAACUCUGCAGCUCUGGGGCUAGUGGCUCCCUCUUCUAUGUGUCCAGUGACGAUGAAUUCAUCAUCAAAACAGUCCAGCAUAAAGAGGCAGAGUUCCUGCAGAAGCUGCUUCCAGGAUACUACAUGAACCUCAACCAGAACCCUCGCACUUUGCUGCCUAAAUUCUAUGGACUGUACUGUGUGCAGGCAGGUGGUAAGAACAUUCGAAUUGUGGUGAUGAACAAUCUCUUACCGCGGUCAGUCAAGAUGCACAUCAAAUAUGACCUCAAGGGCUCAACCUACAAACGGCGAGCUUCCCAAAAAGAGCGAGAGAAGCCUCUCCCCACCUUUAAAGACUUGGACUUCUUACAAGACAUUCCAGAUGGUCUAUUUUUGGAUGCUGAUAUGUACAAUGCUCUAUGUAAGACCCUACAGCGUGACUGUUUGGUGCUGCAGAGCUUCAAGAUAAUGGACUAUAGCCUCUUGAUGUCGAUCCAUAACAUAGAUCAUGCACAACGAGAGCCCUUAGGCAGUGAAGCCCAGUGCUCAGUUGACACUCGCAGACCAGCCCCCCAGAAGGCUCUCUAUUCCACAGCUAUGGAGUCUAUCCAGGGCGAGGCUCGGCGUGGUGGCACCAUGGAGACCGAUGACCAUAUGGGUGGCAUCCCUGCCCGCAAUAGUAAAGGGGAAAGGCUGCUGCUUUAUAUUGGGAUCAUUGACAUUCUGCAGUCUUACAGGUUUGUUAAGAAGUUGGAGCACUCUUGGAAAGCUCUGGUACAUGAUGGGGACACUGUGUCGGUGCAUCGGCCAGGCUUCUAUGCGGAACGGUUCCAGCGCUUCAUGUGCAACACUGUGUUCAAGAAGAUUCCCUUUCAACUCUCUUGGAAGAGCCUGAAGUUGCAGAGUCAGAGUUCACCCACUGAGCAAAAAACCUCAGAAGACCUAGAACAAGAUUCUGCCAGCUUGGUGAUCCCAAGAUACCAGCCCUUACCCCAGCAGUGCUGAGUGUCCUUCCUCGUGGUCGUCACAGAAGGAGCGUAAUGGAGGCUGGGGGCUCUCUGUCUCUUCCCCGAAGAAGAUCCUCUUCCUCCUCCCCCUCCUUCUGAAUGGGUGUUAGUGCCUCACACAGCUGAGGACAGCAGCUUCCUCCCCCCCUUCCGAGUUGAGUGGCACAAGUUUUCAACUGGCCAGCCUUGGCUUCCACAAUUGUUUUCAAGCCCCCAAUUCUUCCUUCUGGAAGUGGGGUUGCUGGACUUGGUGGUUUUCUUCCUCCUGAUCUACCCUUCACCAGGAGCUGGACUCUUAAUUUCCUCAGGACAGACUGCCUGGCAUAUUGUCUCCACCUUCACUCUUUCUCUGGAAGAAGACCCUUGUAAUCUUUGUAAGGUUUUGAAGGAGUAGUAGUGUUACACCAAUUCCCACCUUCCUUUUAUUUUUUCCUAAAAAAAAAAAAAAGGAAAAAAACUUGCACACAGCACACAAUUUCAAGCCAGUUUCAGAUCAGAACUCCAGGAGCGCUGGAGAGAUGCUGUUCAUGGGGUUCCCUCAGAAGAGCCCCCUGGUGUUUGAGAAAUGGAAGUGAGGGACUGCUUUGCCAGGAGCAGCUCCUCCUCUCUCGAUGAAUUUCUUAAGGCUGAAGGAAAGGAGAGAGUGGGACAUAGGGAUAAUCUUUACCCCUUUUGUUGAAACAGAAGGGCAGGCUGGAAGAUCAGAGCCCUUCCUAGAGGGGACCCUACUCACUGCCUGGCCAUCACAAUUAUUACUGUUUUGCAAUUUGAAAUGUAUUCUGCUUGUUUUUCUAAAUAUGAAGACUUAAACUAAUUUGGAUCCUUCUCAAAAGGAGGUUUCUUCCUCGCCCUUCCCACCUUUUCCAACAGAGUUCUGCUGUUUGUGGAGUUGAAGUGGAAAGGGGACACCGUUGUCCCUUUAACAGGCAGUCUAUCUAUAAGGCUAGAGAAUAUUGUUAGACUCGCGGGGGAGCCAGCAGAUUCUGACCUAGGUGAGGUCAUUGCUGUGCCACGUGCUUUGCACCUUCUCAUACAGCGAAUGCGCAUAUGGGGACUGUUAAUCCCUCUGUUCCGUCUCCAAGAGUUGUGGCCCCCCAUCUGAUCCUCCUGCUCCUGCCUGGGGAAGAGGCGGCCUGGCAUCUCAGGCGGACUGUGGAGUCCUCGCCCCCAUCUCCAUCUUGCCCGUCCCCCAAGUAACUGUCUAUAUUAGACACCCCCCAGCCAGUUUCUGGCUGCCUGUCUUUGCUGCCAUGUUCUUUUUUACAAGAAGGAAAGAAACAAUUCUUGCUAUUUUUUUUUCAUAACUUACUAUUUAUGAUGUAUUUAAGUGUUUUAUUCAGGACCGAGUUCUGUAGGGGGUGGGAGGGAAUAUUUGAGGGAGGCUGAGUCUUAGGGAAGGGAAUGGGGAAUCAACAUUUUUAUGAAGUGUCAUUAUUUGCCUCUACUUUGUAUUGUUCAGAAAUGGCAAAUGCAGUAUAAAAGUGAUAAAUAUCUGGUUUUAAUGUAUUAAAUUUCCAUCAGUUAUUUAGA